AACACAUUGCCGUCACGUCGCCGUCACUGCGCGCGCCGUGCGCCGACUUGCUCUUGGCCGUGUCACCGUCGCCGUCGUUGUCGUACAACCGUCGUCGUCGUCGUCUGGUCGCCGCGCGCGCUUUUUACCGCUCUUGGCGAGUGCAGUAUUAUAAUAUUAUACCUGUGUGAUAAUAGUAAUAAUAAUAAUAUUAUACCCGUGUGUUAUAAUAAUAAUAUUAUACAAAAAUAAUAAAAUACAAAUAGAUAUUAUAUAAUAAUAAUAUAUUAUUAUUUUAAUAUAAUAGUGUAUAAUAUAAUAUAAUAAUAUCUCAUUAUUGUUAUUAUUAUUUAAUAUUUUUCGUCGUCGUUGUUGUUAUUAUAUUGUUUUUGUUUUUGUCGUGGUCGUCGAUUAUUGUACCUAUAUCAGUUGUUUUUUUCGCGUUUCGUCGUCGGCUUAUCUUUCGGUAUUUUAUCGAAAUUUUGGCGGCCGAGUUGCGAAGUACCCGUCAAAACAAAAAAACGAAAAAAAAUAAAAAAAAUAACGAUUUCACGCGUUCAAACGGUUCCCCGCGAGACCGAGUGCCGGCCGACGAUAUCACAUGUAACACAGUUUUGCGAUAUACACGUAUAGAGUUAUUAUUUAAUUUUUUCAAUCAUUAGAAAUUAAUUUUUUAUACGUUUUACGUUUUUUUUUCCUACCCGCCGAGUGUGCCUAUAUAUGACGCAUAGGUUUGACCGCGCGACGGAAGAAAAAACACUCUCGAAUAAGGCGACAAGAUUGUACAGCGCAAGAAAAACAUUAUUACGAACUUUUCGAAAAGCCGUUAGAUGUUUGAGCGCGCCGGUAUCGUAUAAUACCAUACGCACAAUUUCACAAGACUACACUAUUACAGUCUGGUCCGCAGGCAACGUUCAUCGCGCCGUCCCUCAGGAUACCGCAGGAUCGCCGUUUCUGCGCAUCGUUUUACUCUAACAUUAUUACAUGAUGGACGCCUCUCUACUGGCAUCAGCCACCACGACGGCCGCCGCGCACACGAUCGCCGUGGCCACGUCGACGACCGUGGCCUCCACGAUAGUCCGGAGCGGCCAGCGGAACGGCACGCACCGCGGGGCCGUCAACGUGCACGGCCGGCUCAUGUACGACGAGAUCGUCAUCAACGACGUCUGGAUCAACGCCAUCCUGUCCACGCUGGCCCUGUCGUGCGCCGCGUGCGUGUGCCUGUGCUUUUUGUACUGCAAAAUCCAACAGUGGAAACACGGAGUCCAGCGGAGGAGGAACGAAAAGAACUCGCGAAAGCACGACGCCGACUCGCUGCCCAGCUACACGAUCGUCACGGGACUGCCCACGUACGACGAGGCGGUGGAGCGCAUGAGGGGCGGCUUCAGCUACGGCGGCGCGGCGCCCGUCCGCGACAACAAGCCGCCGUCCAAGCAGCACGCGCCCGUCACCGUGUCCGUGGUGUGCGUCAGCGACCCGACGCCGCCCAAGCCCGACCCCAAGUUCGGGCUGGUGUCGCACAGCCUGUUCGUGCACGACGACGGGUGCAGCCACUGCCUGUCCGUCCAGGAGCUGUUGGAGACGUACAACGUGCGAUAGGGGCCGCGCGCCCGUCCGCCACCCCGCCCUCCGCCCAACACACGCACCCCGCCACCCCUCUCGCCCGCCGAGACGCCGCCCGGUGUGAUAAUUUAUUUUAAUAUAUUAUACCUAACGAUAUUAUAUUAUUAUAUCGAUGUAGAGCUGCGUUGUCGCGCGCGUCAUAUAUUAUAAUAUUAUAAUAUUGUCGUUAUGACCCGCGACGAGGCGCGUUCGUGCAGUGUGCGCAUAGGAUAUUAGCCGUCGUGUCCAGACCUGCGCGUGUAUGUGCCGCGAUAAUUAGAGACGUGAUGGACCCAAAACCGCCCCAGAAAAAUAUAAUAUUAUUAUUAUCGUUUAUUUAUAUUAUUUAUUUGGUACCGAACACCCGUAUACACCUGUUUCGCGUAUACAAUACAACGCCUAUAAUAUGUGAACAACAUUAAUAUCAAUUGCAGUGAUACCGCGAAAGACGUACCGCCACCGCCGAUUGCCCGCGUCGAACGAUAGAAUUGAACGCGACUGCAUCACGUCAUAAUAAUAUUAUCGUAGACGCGAGUUCGAUGUACGCAUUUCCGUCGGGAGCGCGCACAGAUGAGAAGAGAACUCGAUGUACGUCGUUUUUGAAACUAAAAAAUAUAUGUUAUUAGUCGCGACGAUAAAAAAAAAUAGCCUGUUUUCAAACAAACCGUAUAAAUGUUGUGUUAUCACUCCGUCGCUGUAUAAUAAUAUGCUCGUGUUUCAUAAAAUUCCGCCAACACCCUUUAUUGUAGAUGUAGUAUAAAUGUCAUUGAAUUUGUCGGUAUAAUAUAUAUAUAUAUACGUAUUCGUGUUGUAUAUAAACAACGAACGAUGUGUUCAAACGGCGGCGGUCGUUGGUUGAUCUAUCGACGAUUUUAAAACAGUUUUUUAAAUUUCAUAAAUGGCGGAAAAAAUAUUUCAAUAAUAGUUACCCGUCAAAUAAUCGAAAAAACAUGAUAUAUCAAGAACAUUCCCUGUAUAUAUAGUGCACAAUGUAGUUAUUGAAAAGUCAUAUUAUAACAUAAUAUUAUGUCACGCGUCAGCUGUGACACCAAUUAUAUUGUAAUAUUGUAUUUCAGUUUUUUCAGCUCGUCAUCGGAUCCUAUAAUAUGCAAAUCAAUAUUAUCAAUGCUUAUAGUGGUUUAAGUUAUUAUAUACAUAUACUAUGAUAAUGUACGAAAACGAUCGUUACGUGUAUUUUUACAGAGUUAACUUAGGUCACCUUAUUAGCUCAUUUGGCGGCGGCUUGGCUUGAAUCUUGCAGUUCCGCCUCAUUACUACGAUACUCAGUUACUACAUAACAUGUAUAGAUAAGUGACACGACUAGGUGGUUAAAUCAUAUAUAGGUCUACGACUAAUACGCGUCUCCUACUACACUUCGCUGUUUCAGAUUUCCUAUACGUUUCCGAUAUUAUAUACGAAACAACCCCAUAUUAAGCAAAAAUAGGGGCAAUUAAAGUGGCUAAGCCGUUAAAAAUUUGCUUAGCUUUUUCCACCCUAAAAAUAAAUAAACUGCAUUAAAAAAUUCUCGAUUUUAUAAAACAUAUAAAUAGGUUUAAGUGAAUUAAAGUGGACAUCAUAACUUGUUAUUAUAAUACAAGUUAUAUACCUAAUAGCGCGCGUGUAAAAAUUUAAUUCAUAGCGUCUUAUCGCUAUAGAGAAAAAACCAAUACAACCAAUAUUUCGAAUUCUAUUAUACUAUAACAAAUAGAUACCUAAUUUAUUGUUAUAUAAAAAAAAAAAUGAAAAUUGAUCGCAAACUAAGUAUAUUACCAAUAGUUUUUAAAUGUUGACAAGAAAAUAAAAAAUAAAAAAUUGUGUAUCAAUAUACGAGUGCGCGACACACGCGUCGUGCUAACGAUAAUUAAAUAAACUUAUAAACAGUCAUCGUGAUCUACAAGCCCAUUUAAGAUAAAAUCUUAUUUUAUACAUAAUACCUCGCUAUGCACUAUACUUUAAGUAGGAAUUUUUUUUUCGAGAGAGAAAUAUAGAGUAGAGGAAUAUUAAGUCCGACGAAAAUUCCAUGUGAGCAAAUAAUACGCGUACCCAUAAUUUGUACAUAUAUAAUAAUAUUUAAAAUCAAAUAUUUUAUAGGUACGAUUAAAUUACCGUCAAACAUUUAAGAUUGUUGAAAAUCCCUCUCCCCCCCCAACAUGUAUAUAUACGUAUAAUAGCGUUAAUGGCCAACGAGCUCUGCCGGUGUCGCCGGUGUCGUACUUUUCUCUCGCCCCGCACGUCAAAAAUCUGCUGUACACCGCGGAUACCUCCACCGUAUAUAGAAGGGGUUCGACUAAUGCCAUACGCGUAAUAUCAUAAUGCACCGCAAUAAUAUACGCGCCAUAUUAUAUUAUAAUAGUAUAUAUUAUAUAGCACGUACGAACCGCUAAGAUAUUACACACACCAAUACACGCGCGCGUAAAGCAUGUGCGGCAGUCCUAUGUUAUUUAGGUAUAUAUAAUAAUAUCAUAUUACGCUCUCCUCGAAAAGCCUUUGUGGCGCGCGACUUCCGCCGUUACGCUUACGACUUUGACUUUGUGUUGUGUUUUUUGUUGUUGUUGUUUUCUGUCGUCGGCGUAAUACGUAUAAUACGAGUGUGCACUGUGCGACGUACUUGAUUAUCGACCGCCACGAGACUCGUACUCGAUUUGACAACAUCAUAUUAUCGAAUACAAUAUAUAAUUUCAAUAUUACAUAUUAUUAUGAUAGUAUAUAUGGCACAGUCGCGUAGUCGCGCAAAAGAUAUAUCAUAAUAAUAAUAUAUGUUUUGUGUUAUUCGAAAACGGUUGUUUUGCUCGUGUCCAAACCGUUCGAGUCGGUUACGUCGCCUUAAAUAUAAAAACAAAAAUAUAGUGAUUAGCUAUAAAAAAAAACAAUUACUACCAAUAUAGAAAUAACAACACUAAAUUAUUUAAAACGAUCUUCCCCCCGAUCAAUUAACAAAUAACAUUUUUUUUGCCUUUAAUUUUUGAUUAAUUUUACGGGUUGAGUCACACUUAUUCUUCUCGACUUCUCGAGUCGCGCUCAGUACAGAAAAAAAUGUAAUUUUCGCAUUCGGCCUUAAAAAAUGUAACGUUCCAAUUACUGCUCUCCAGAAAUCCUUCCACGACGUGUACAGCACCACUUAACACCUCAUUUACAUGCUUUAUUUAUUUAUAAAACGUAUAAUUUUCGUAUACAACUAAAUCACAGGCACGUUCACUUUUAUAACGAUUCUUAAAUUACCUGACGGAGACUUUAUAGAGUUUACAGACAUGCAUGAUAUUAUAUAAUAUGAUGUAUAAAUACAUAAAAUAUUCGAUUCAAAUUCAAAUUAAUAUUUACAAGUUGAUGAAAUGAUCAGAUCGAGAACAAUUAUUAUACGAACGUCACUAUUUUUGAAGCCGAUUGUGAGUAGAACAUUUUUUGUUUAGGUGAGGAGUUGAGCAGUUCAACUACCCCAAAUUUGACAUUUUACAUGCUCCGGGGGAGGGUCGGAGCCGAAGCCCACCCCCUUUGACGCGUCACUGAAAUAGGUUAGUGUUUGGUGUUAUCUGCGGUUUCUGUUGCAAUCGUAAACGAUAAACGAUAGAUUUAGCAAUGCAGUUUGCUCACGUAAUAUUAUAUUAAUAUAACACUGUUUGAUAUUAGUCUACCUAUGUAUAUAAUAAUAUAUUUAUUGUACCCUACACGGCGUUUUAAGAUUGUGAGAAUUCGUUCACGUCGGUUUUACGAGUUCAAAUUAAAUAACGCACACCGCCGUUGACGUUUCAAAAUUUUCGUCUUUUGGUCGAAUCGCCGCCCAAAAUCAUUUAGAUAGUCGCUUAUCGUUAUAAUAAACAUAUUACGAUAUUAUGUCUAAUAUAUAGCUUAUAGUGUAAAAUUAUUGUAUUUAUUUAAUUAUUAUAUUAUUGUUUUUUUUUUUUGACUGCCAUCAUGUAAACUAUUAUAUGAAUAUAUUUAUUAUUAUUAUUAUAUGUAAUAUGUAUUUAAUGUCAGCCGAUAGAAUUUCACUUUUAACUAGUUAUAAUAAUAUAAAGUCAUUUGAUUAAGAGCCAGACGUGUGUUUCAUUUUUAAAUUAUUAUAUGAAUAAAUAUUAUAAACAAAA
Messenger RNA from Rhopalosiphum padi (bird cherry-oat aphid), 5663 nucleotides. RefSeq lists its product as uncharacterized. The transcript has 3 exons. The coding region runs from base 964 to 1578 and encodes 204 amino acids. Lineage: Eukaryota; Metazoa; Arthropoda; Insecta; Hemiptera; Aphididae. The record is from RefSeq and is a predicted model, not a curated record. Gene Ontology annotation, biological process: axon guidance.